This is a messenger RNA of Hemiscyllium ocellatum (epaulette shark), 4801 nucleotides long. Its product is annotated as zinc finger protein 91-like. Lineage: Eukaryota; Metazoa; Chordata; Chondrichthyes; Orectolobiformes; Hemiscylliidae. Gene Ontology annotation, molecular function: DNA-binding transcription factor activity; RNA polymerase II cis-regulatory region sequence-specific DNA binding. The record is from RefSeq and is a predicted model, not a curated record. The transcript is spliced from 3 exons. Gene Ontology annotation, biological process: regulation of transcription by RNA polymerase II. Bases 711 to 3605 code for a protein of 964 amino acids.
CACGCGGGGGUGAAGGCGGUUGGGAGGAGAAGUCGCUCGAGCGGGGAAGCGGCGGCCGUUAGGAAAAUGGCGCCGUGCGGCCCGGGGCAGACCCCCGUCAUUGGUCACCGCCGCCUUCCUGGCGCAGCUGCUGUGUCACGGCCACACCGGCCGGCUGUACAGCAGGCAGGAGCCGGUGACCAUUCUGGAGGCGGAUGGGGUUAAGGCCCUGUUUGGGAACUGGUCGGCCGCCUGGGUGGUGGAGUUCUACUGGUCGUGGGGCGGCCCCUGUGUCAACUAUGGGGCCACCUGGAAGGUACUGGGCCCGGGAGGUGAAAGAGUAUUUGAAGAUCUGAAGACAGGAGUUUCAAAAUCAACAGAUGAACAGCUUAUGCUUGAAACGUAGACUCUUCUGAUCCUCAGAUGCUGCCUGACCUGCUGUGCUUUGCCAGCACUGCACUUUUCGACUCUGACUCUCCAGCGCCUGCAGUCCUCACUUUAACGUCAAUGUCUGACACUCACUCAAUCCAUUGGGACUGCAACAGUUUUCAACUAUGAUUCUGUGAGAAGGAGCAAAGCUUUGUGGUUCCAGUUUGAGUACGUUUUUAGCAUCAGUGGGACUGGAUGAGAGACCCUACCGUUGCAGCCUGAAUCAGUUAUACAGCCUGGAAAGAGGAACUCACGGUGGGGAGAGGCUCCACACGUAUUUCUGUGCAGCUGAAGCUUCGGCCAUGGAGAAACCAGAGGAAUCUCGCCCUGUGGAGAAACCGUGGGAGUGUAGCGACUGCGGGAAAGGCUUCCGUUUCCCAUCGGCCCUUGAGACUCAUAGGCGCAGUCACACGGGGGAGAGGCCCUUCAGUUGCCCUGAGUGCGGGAAGGCUUUCAGCGAUUCCUCUGCCCUGCUGAAGCACCAGCGGGUCCACACAGGGGAGAGGCCCUUCAGCUGCCCCGUGUGUGGGAAGGCCUUCAGCAAUUCCUCUGCCCUGCUGAAGCACCAGCGGAUCCACACAGGGGAGAGGCCCUUCAGCUGCCCCGAGUGCGGGAAAGCCUUCAGUGACUCCUUCCACCUGAUGAGGCAUCGGCAGGUCCACAUGAGGGAGAGGCCCUUCAGCUGCCCCGAGUGCGGGAAGGCCUUCAGCAAUUCCUCUGCCCUGCUGAAGCACCAGCGGAUCCACACGGGGGAGAGGCCCUUCAGCUGCCCCGAGUGCGGGAAGGCCUUCAGCAAUUCCUCUGCCUUGCUGAAGCACCAGCGGGUCCACACAGGGGAGAGGCCCUUCAACUGCCCCGAGUGUGGGAAAGCCUUCAACGAUUCCUCCAAUCUGCUGACCCACCGGCGGGUCCACACGGGGGAGAGGCCAUUCCCCUGCACAGAGUGCGGGAAGGCCUUCAGGUAUUCUUCUCAGCUGCUGACUCACCAGCGGGUCCACACGGGGGAAAGGCCCUUCAGCUGCCCCGAGUGUGGGAAAGCCUUCAACGAUUCCUCCAACCUGCUGACCCACCGGCAGAUCCACACGAGGGAGAGGCCAUUCCCCUGCCCCGAGUGUGGGAAGGCCUUCAGCAAUUCCUCUGCCCUGCUGAGGCACCGGCUUGUCCACACGGGGGAGAAGCCCUUCAAAUGCCCCGAGUGCGGGAAGGCCUUCAACGAUUCCUUCAACCUGCUGUCCCACCGGCGGGUCCACACAGGGGAGAGGCCGUUCCCCUGCGCAGAGUGCGGAAAGGCCUUCAGGUAUUCUUCUCACCUGCUGACCCACUUGCGGGUCCACACGGGGGAAAGGCCAUUCAGCUGCCCCAAGUGCGGGAAGGCCUUCAGGAAUUCCUCCAACCUUCUGACCCACUUGCAGGUCCACACGGGGGAGAGGCCAUUCCCCUGCCCCGAGUGUGGAAAGGCCUUCAGCAAUUCCUCUACCCUGCUAAGGCAUCAGCGCGUCCACACGGGGGAGAAGCCAUUCCCCUGCUCCACGUGUGAGAAGGCCUUUAGCAGUUCCUCUGCACUGCUGAGGCACCAGCGGGUUCACACAGGGGAGAGGCCAUUCCCCUGCCCUGAGUGUGGGAAGACCUUCAGCAAUUCCUCUGACCUGUUGAGGCACCGGCGGGUCCACACGGGGGAGAGGCCCUACAACUGCCUCGAGUGUGGGAAGGCCUUUACCCAGGCCUCUGCCCUGCUGAGCCACCAGCGGAUCCACACGGGGGACAAGCCCUUCAGCUGCCCUGAGUGCGGGAAGGCCUUUACCCAGUCCUCCCACCUGCUGACCCACCGGCGGGUCCACAUGGGUGAAGAGGCCAAUCCCCUGCCCAGAGUGCAGGAAAGCCUUCAAAGAUUCCUUCAACCUGCUGACCAAUCGGCAGGUCCACACGGGGGAGAGGCCAUUCCCCUGGGUGGAGUGCGGGAAAGCCUUCAUGUAUUCUCCUCAUCUGCUGACCCACAGGUGCGUGCACACGAGGGAAAGGCCCUUCAGCUCCUGAAACAGUUAUACUGUGUGGAAAGUGGAAUUCACAGCAAGGAGGAGCGUUUGUGUGCAGCUGAAGCUUCGGCUAUGGAGAAACCCGAAGGAUCCCGCCUUGUGGAGAAACCAUGGAAAUGUGGCGACUGCGGGAAAGGUUUCUGUGUCCCGUCUGCCCUGGAAAUUCAUCGUCGCAGUCACACCGGGGAGAGACCAUUCUCCUGCCCUGAGUGUGGGAAGGCCUUCAGUGAUUCCUCCAACCUCCAGACUCACCGGCGGGUUCACACAGGGGAGAGGCCAUUUCCAUGCCCUGAGUGCGGGAAAGCAUUCAGCAGUUCCUCCACCCUCCUGAAGCACCAGCAGGUCCACACAGGGGAGAGGCCCUUCAGCUGCCCAGAGUGUGGCAAGGGCUUUGCACGGACCUCCACCCUGCUGGCCCACCGGCGGCUCCACACCGGGGAGAGGCCCUUCAACUGCCCCGAGUGCAGGAAGACCUUCACCAAUUCCUCCUCCCUCCUGAGGCACCAGCGGGUCCACAAUGGGGAGAGGCCAUUCAGCUGUCCGGAGUGUAGGAAAGCCUGCAGCUGUUUCUCCGACCUGCUGGCCCACCGGCAGGUCCACGCUGGGGAGAGACCCUUCAGCUGCCCCGAGUGCGGGAAGGGCUUUACCUAUGCCUCCAGACUGCUGACCCACCGGCGGAUCCACACCGGGGAGAGGCCCUUCAGCUGCCCUGAGUGCAGGAAGGGUUUUACCCAGGCCUCCAACCUACUGACCCAUCUGCGGGUCCACACGGGGGAGAGGCCCUUCAGUUGCCCUGAGUGCGGGGAGGGCUUUACCCAGGCCUCUCACCUGCUGACCCACCGGCGGGUCCACACCGGGGAGAGGCCGUUCAGCUGCCCUGAAUGUGGGAAGGACUUUACCCAAGCUGCCACCCUGCAGACCCAUUGGCGGAUCCACACCAGGGAGAGGCCCUUCAGCUGCCCUGAGUGUGGAAAAGCAUUCAGUGAUUCCUCUGACCUGCUGAAGCAUCAGCGCGUUCACACGGGGGAGAGGCCAUUCCCCUGCGCAGAGUGUGGGCGCAGGUUUACGUGUUCCAGCAACUUGCGGAGGCACCAGCGGGGGCAUCAGUGCUCCAAACAAUCAGAUCCCCCUGGUGACGCUGCUGUGGGUCACUCCCAGGACUGAACCCUUGCCUGUUAUGACAGUGGGUGGGCUUUUACUUGGUUUCUGCGGGACUGGACGGUCUCUCCCUCACAUCUCCCUCCCCCCACCCCAUCUUUGCUCCCUGUCGGCCUCUUCAAAGGGCUUAAAUUAUUGCUAUUAAUUAAACUAUUUUGUUUAACUUUGCCCUAAUAAAGUUGUAUUCAUAAUUGUUAAUUUUUGUUUAAAUUAUAAUUUAAACUGCUCCUGAGGCUAUAAUUUGAUUUUAUUAAUGGAAUUGAAAUUCUUCCAAUUGUUUUGGUCAGAUUUUAGCCCAACCUUCAAAGUGUCAGCCUGAAGGUCUGGAUUAUUAGCCCAGUAAUGUUAUCUUAGCACCACCAUAUCUCCCGAACAGCCAUACAAAAAAAUCUUGUCUUGUAACCACAGUAAUGGGUCAGUUUUCUGUGGUGAGUAACCCAGCGUUGGACUCCCUUGUCGACUGUCUAUGUUGCACAAAGCUGGUUAUGAUGGAAUACUUUGCAUUUGCUGAGAUGAGUACAUUCCAACCAGUCAAAAACCCUGAUGCCAUUCAGAACAAACGAAGUAAGAUUUGGGGCAGGGUAGACAAAGUUAAACAUCACACAACAACAGGUUGUAGUCCAACAGGUUUAUUUGGAAGCAGUAUCUUUCAGAGCGCUGCUCCUUCAUUGGGUAUUUGUGGAGUUUAAGAUCAGAAUUUAUUGCAAAACAUUAUAGUGUCCUACCACUGAAAUGAUAUAUUGAACAAACCUGGAUUGUUCAAUCCUUCAUCUUUUAGAAUGGGUUGCAGGUAUCAUUAAUAUGUAAAUCCCAGAAGUACUUGGAAGUCACCUCCUUGAGAUAACUUAAGGUUUUAUAACAAAAGAUGACAUCUCAGCUCAGACAAUGCAUUAAAGGUGUGAGGUCAGAAUCUCCGUAUCCCAAUCUUGAGUCAGACGGGUUCUAUUUCCAAAGUGAAAUUUACAAAAUAUUACCUGUAUUGUCUGUCUACAGAUUGUGUGCAUUUUUUGAGCAAAAUAGAAUGUAUCUGCAAAUACAAAUUCACCCCAUGACAUGUGUAUGUGCACACACAUGUAUGAGAAAGAGAAAAAUUCUAUUUCUGUGCUGUAUACAGAGGAACCUUGAUUAUUCAGAUGAUUGAUAUUUGGAUAUCGGAUUAUCCGAAGGAGAUCUCGAGGUCCCAAUAAAAACAUUACAUCAAA